AUGCAAAUGAUAAUGGCUAGCGGACUUGCUGAUAUCUACGUUUCUCCUCUCUCUCUCUCCCUCUGUAUGCCCCUCUCCCUCUUUCUCACACUCUCUCUGUAUAUCUCCCUAUCUGUAUCACGCCACCUCUAUCUGUAUCCCCCACUAUCUGUAUCUCUCCCAUCUCUCUCACUUUCUCACUGUAUUUCCCCCUCUCUCGAUAUAUAUAUAUUCUUCAUUCCUCCUCUCUCUGUAUCGCUUUCUUUACUAUAUCUUUCCCCUUUCCUUCUCUGUAUCCAUCUCCACCUCUGUCGCUCUGUAUCUGCCCUCUUUCGUCGUAUCUCCCUUCCCCCUCUCUGCAUCUCUCAUUCUCUCUGUAUCCCCUCUCCCCAUCUUCCCCCUCCCUCUCUGCAUCACUCUCUUGUCCACCUCUAUCGUUCCGUAUCUGCGCCUUCUCUCACUGUAUCUCCCGUCCCCCACUCAUUGUAUAUCUCCCUCUUUCUGCAUCUCAUAUCCGUCUCUAUUUAUCUCCCCGUCUCCUCUCUGUAUCUCUCUCACCCCCCUCUCUCUCUUAUGUAUCUCCUCCUCUCUGUGUAUCUCCCGCCUGUCUCUCUAUCUUCCCUCUCUUCACGCUACUCUCUCUAUCUCUCUCCCAUCCCAAUUCUCUCUAUGUAUCCCUCUCUCCCUCUCUCUCAAUGCUUACUUCUUCCCUGCUAA
Molecule: messenger RNA, 696 nt
Organism: Acanthosepion pharaonis
Lineage: Eukaryota; Metazoa; Mollusca; Cephalopoda; Sepiida; Sepiidae
Source: the annotation of a GenBank genome assembly